Molecule: messenger RNA, 1570 nt
Organism: Copidosoma floridanum
Lineage: Eukaryota; Metazoa; Arthropoda; Insecta; Hymenoptera; Encyrtidae
Gene: TyrRS-m
Product: Tyrosine--tRNA ligase, mitochondrial
Biological process (GO): tyrosyl-tRNA aminoacylation
Cellular component (GO): cytosol; mitochondrion
Molecular function (GO): ATP binding; RNA binding; tyrosine-tRNA ligase activity
Source: RefSeq, a predicted model, not a curated record
UUAGGCGAAGUUCCUUAUCAAGUCCUAGAGUAGUUAUCAAGUAAUGUGAGUCUUUGACGAUUCUUAGCUGUCGUUUUCUUUUAUUUUACUGUAUAAAUAAUUUCAUAACAUCCAGUAAAAACGAAGAUAUGCAUGGGUUUCGCCUUUUGUGGUUACGUCGACGAACGAGUGAAAUAGUGUCUCAAAAUUACAAAAUCUCCAAACUAUUCUACUCCGAUGGGCCUAAACAUAAAUCGAGGAAUAUUGUCAAGUUACAUGAGAGGGGAAUGUACCAAGAGGUAUUUCCCAACACGAGCGUAAAUGUCAUUACAACGCUCGUUAAUCAGUCUUCCCAGUGUGUCUACGCAGGUUUUGACCCGACAGCAGAUAGCUUGCACGUUGGAAAUUUGUUAAUCUUGAUGAAUCUCUUGCAUUGGCAAAGGGGUGGUCACAAUGUCAUUGCUUUGGUAGGGGGUGCUACUGGAUUAAUAGGAGAUCCCAGCGAACGCACAAGCAUACGGGCCGUCAUCGCAAGAGAACAACUCGAGAGCAAUGCAAGAGCCAUCAAGAAAAAUAUCAAGUACAUAUUUGAUAACCAUGCCAAGUAUUUUUGGCAAAAAAGUGAACCCUUGAUACCUGUGAUGAUUGUUGAUAAUAAUGACUGGUACAAAAAUUUCAAUGUCAUUGACUUUGUCAGGGAUGUUGGAAAGUACUUCAGAAUGGGAACAAUGCUGUGCAAGAGUUCUGUUAAAUCCCGUUUAAAUUCAGAGACUGGCUUGAGCUUUACCGAGUUUACUUAUCAAAUGCUUCAAGCCUAUGACUGGCUACAUUUAUUCAAUCAGUACAAGUGUAAAUUUCAAAUUGGGGGAAGUGAUCAGUUAGGCAACAUAUCUGCUGGGCACGAACUCAUUAGUAGAGCGGCAAGGAAAGAUGUGUAUGCAUUCACGUUGCCUCUGAUAACGGCUGAAGGUGGAAAAAAAUUCGGAAAGUCUCUUGAAAAUGCCAUUUGGUUGUCUUCGAAGAAAUCAUCAAGCUUUGAUUUGUAUCAAUUUUUUAUAAGAACAACAGAUGCUGAUGUUGAGAGUUACUUGAAACUAUUUACUUUCUUGCCAAUCAAUCAAAUAAAUCAAAUAAUGGAGGUGCACAAAAAAAACCCGGAUAAUCGUAAAGCUCAAGAAAUAUUAGCUGAUAAUGUCACUUUACUAGUUCACGGAGAAGAAGGACUAACGGCUGCCAAAAAUGCAUCAUUAUUGUUGUAUGACAAGUCUUUGGAAUCACUAUCAGAAAUGACCCAAGACCAAGUUGUAAUGGCACUUGAGGGGGCAAAAGUUGUCAAUUUGAUCCUUGAUGGUGAAAUAACUGCUUUUGAUAUCGCCAUGAAAGCAAAUUGUUUUAAAACUGCACAGGAUGCCCACAGAAUAAUAAGGGCAGGUGGAUUUUACAUAAAUUACGAAAGAAUUAAAGAUCCUGACUUAAUGAUUGAACCAAGUGUACAUAUAUUACGAAAUAAUGUGACACUUUUACGAACUGGGAAAAAAACGUAUUAUAUUGUCAGGUGGUUAGAAUUACAAUCAGCAGAAAGUGUGUGAAG